Parastagonospora nodorum SN15 is the source of this 1413-nucleotide messenger RNA. RefSeq lists its product as hypothetical. The record is from RefSeq and is a predicted model, not a curated record. Gene Ontology annotation, biological process: amino acid transmembrane export from vacuole. Lineage: Eukaryota; Fungi; Ascomycota; Dothideomycetes; Pleosporales; Phaeosphaeriaceae. The transcript is spliced from 6 exons. Bases 1 to 1413 code for a protein of 470 amino acids.
AUGGCCACUGAGAAGGUACUCACCAAGGGCGAUGCUGAUGCCAUCGCGGUUGUCGCGCUCGAAUUGCCCUCAGACAACGCAUCUGGCAGCAAUGUCGAAAAGGCGGGCCCAGAAUCCAGGAGGCCGAUGGCGACUAAGCGUGCUCUGAUUGCUUGGCUUGUGUUGUGCUUCUCAACGGGUCCGACUGCUGGAAUGGCUUUUCGAUACGUUCCUGCUGUUCUUCAGUCUGCCGCCAAUGUUCUUGGACAUAUUCCCGGUACAAACAAGCCAUGUGCAAAGCGUGGUGUAAUCCGUUGCGUGGUUCCAUUUGGCACAGGUGAGGUAGACUACAACAGUUACAUAGCAUCUGAGGGAGUGGUAUGCAUCUUCAUUUCUGGAGUCGCGGACUUUACGCAUAAUCGCAAGAAUCUUCUCAUCCUCGGAAUUGUGCUUUUUGGAACCUUUGCGCUGCCGUUUGCGUCCAUGACUAGCAAAACUUACCGAAACCUCGUGUCAGGCUCAAUCCUGUGGGUUUUCAUGACUACCGUACAAGGUAUAUACGGCACGCUCUCCUCUUCAUAUAUCCCGCUCUUCAUGCGCGAAGCAGGAUGGAUCCAGGCUCGAACGAGAAUCGGUCAAGAUGGUCGACUGGUAGUAACCGAGGAAGAGCGUGCCACUAAAGAGCUUUUCAAUCGUGGUACUAUGGUCAGUGUGCUGGGCUUGCUCUCAGGCAAUGUUGGGUCAAUUCUUGGCCAAGGGAUUGAGUUGCUCAAAUCUAUUCCCAAGUACCCAGAAGCCUUCAAGUUGUGUGUCGGCUGGGUUCUCUGGAAUACAGGUUAUAGUAACUUCAACUCUGUCAUUGGGUUGCUGUUUCGAGAAGUCAGCGGCCUUGGCACUGGUGAUCGUCUGUACACAGUCUAUACCUUUAUGGCUGUCACCACAGCUUCUAUCGGCAGCCUCACCUGGAUGUUUGUCUUCCCUCGCACCAACAUCAAGAUCAAAACCUGGGCAUACUGCUUCCUCGCCAUCAACAUCUUUUGCAUUUUCUGGGGGUGUCUCGGCAUCGGCAAGAACGUGAAGAUCGGCUACAAGUACGUUCCGGAAUUCUGGAUAGAGCAGACACUAUUCUGCAUGACAAGUUCUGCACUCCGGUCUGCCAACAGAGUCAUGUACGCUUCUAUGCUUCCGCGUGGUAGAGAAGCGCACUUCUUCGGUCUAGAGUUGACUCUCGAUCUUGCGACUGGAUGGGUCAACCCAUUGGUGCAGUCAGUCAUCCAAGACAAGACACAUAAUCUGCGUUACCCAAUGCUACCGAACUUUUUCCUCCUGGUCGCUGCGCUGGGCUUUUACAUCUGGUGCGACCUCGAGAAGGGUGUCAAAGACUCACUCAAGGAAUUUGAUGAUGCUGCGCCGGCUGUAGAUGAUGGAACUUAA